UGCAUACGCACAGAAUUUGUUGAGCAACAAAAGAAAUGUGUGCAUGCAUAAUGAGUAAACAGAAACUGUGAAGGCCUGUUAAAAUAGACACUGCAACUAACACCAUUUUAUCUCACCAUCAGCAUGCAUAAAGACUUCUCAUUUGUUUAUAUGUGGAAAAAAAACAAUGUUUUCUUGACUAAAGAUUGUCUGUUGAUAUAACAGCCCUUUGGUGAAAAUGAACAGCACAGCUUGUCAACAGCAUAUGUGUUUUGGAUGUCACCCUGUUAGCACACUAACUCUGCUCUUUCGAAGAUGUUUUCACACAGCAGAUGUUUUCCAGAUCUCCAGCACAAGUAUGCGUGCUAGCUGGGCAGUUCCUAGAAUAGGAUUAAUUGACAAGACAGCCAGGUUCUUACUGGCCAGGCCUACUAUGCUGAACGUCUUGCUAUCAGUAAAUAAGCUACCAACUGCAUGUACAGUAUAUAUAUUUAAAUUUACACGACACAUUCAACUCUAUCAGACUGUAAAGAGUUUCUAUACAAGUAAAAGGCCAGCAUGUAAACUAAUGAAACCACAUCCUGUUGCCAUUACAGAUGCCAAUACAGUCACCACUGCUCAGUAUCUUUAAGACCACGCAGGUGAUCUUUGAACAUACCGAGCAGAUAAUGGAAUUAGAGGCCAUUUAUGAAAUUAUUCAAGACAAAAACAGGAACACAGCUGGACCUCAGACAGAGAGUCAGAACCGAACCGAAUCUCUAAACAGGAAAAAAUGGCUCGUGUGGAUCACAGUGUGUCUUGGGCUCAUCUGUGUUCUUCUGGUGACCGCCCUUGUUGUGCUGUACACCCAUCUGAAAGAAGAGAGAGAUCAGACGAAGAUGAGAAAUAUGAACAUAGCUGAAGACAAUGAAACUCUGAACAGCCUGAAGAUCACUUACAGUCAUCUGACCGAUGAGAGAGAUCAGAAAAAUCUCACGUCUAUGAGUGAGAUGAAGAUGGCGUUAGAGACCAAUUUCAGUCAUCUGACCGACGAGAGAGAUCAGCUACAGAUAAACCUCACGUGUGAGAUGAAGAUGGAGUUAGAGACCAAAGUCAAGAAUUUGAACGGCUCUAUCUGGUACUACAUAUCCAGUGAGGAGAAGAGCUGGUCUGACAGCAGACAGUUCUGUAGAGAUCAUGGUGGAGAUCUGGUCAUCAUCAACACUGAAGAGGAACAGGUCGAGUUUGCGUGA
This is a messenger RNA of Triplophysa rosa, 1211 nucleotides long. RefSeq lists its product as uncharacterized. NCBI's taxonomy places the organism in Eukaryota, Metazoa, Chordata, Actinopteri, Cypriniformes, Nemacheilidae. The record is from RefSeq and is a predicted model, not a curated record. The coding region runs from base 576 to 1211 and encodes 211 amino acids. The transcript has 3 exons.